This is a messenger RNA of Xenopus tropicalis (tropical clawed frog), 1261 nucleotides long. It is a transcript of the gene mhc1-uba1.2, whose product is annotated as major histocompatibility complex, class 1, UB alpha chain, subfamily 1, member 2. The record is from RefSeq and is a predicted model, not a curated record. Bases 46 to 1137 code for a protein of 363 amino acids. NCBI's taxonomy places the organism in Eukaryota, Metazoa, Chordata, Amphibia, Anura, Pipidae. Gene Ontology annotation, cellular component: plasma membrane. The transcript has 6 exons.
UUCCUGAAAUGAAAGCAGUCACGAGUUGGUUGCCUAUUGUGUAUAAUGGAUAACAAGGGUACGGUUUGUGCGGCUGUUCUGCUGGUGCUUCAGUUUUAUCUCCCCGCUGUAUAUUGUGGAAGUCACACUCUGCACUAUCAUAUCACUGUGGUAUCAGCUCCGACCCCUGGGGUUCCUCAGUAUUCUAUUAUUAUGUAUGUGGACGGUGUGCAGUAUGGAAGGUACAACAGUGACAUACGUCAGGCUCAGUCCUUCUCUCCAUCGCUGAACCACCUUUCCGAGCACUUGGAGAUGCAGACCAAAUUUGCUCAGACAUCUGAGGUUUGGCAAAGGCACAAGCUCAACUUUCUAAUGGGAGUUUUCAAUAAGACAAAAAGUAAUGGGAAUAUCCAUAUCUACCAGAGGAAGUGUGCCUGUGAGCUGCAUGAUGAUGGCACCAUUGGUGGAUACCAGGAGAUUGCCUUUGAUGGGAAAGAUUUUUUAGUAUUUGAUAAGGAAAAAGUGGUGUAUGUGCCUGUAACACACGAGGCUGUGAUGGUAUCUCACCUUUGGAAUAAACGUUAUGAUCCAACCAGUAGUAAGAAGUACAUGGAGACUGACUGCAUUCAGCACAUGGAGAUGUAUCUCCCGUAUAUAUCCACUGACUUGGAGAAGAAAGUUCCCCCCAAAGUGCAGAUUUCCAGCUCAGAGUCAGAGAAUGGCACAGAGCUGCACUGCCGGGUGUAUGGGUUCUACCCCCGAGAUGUGGAAGUGAAGUGGAUAAAGAAUGGGAGAGAUGAGAUUCACUCAGAGGAGGCAGCACAGAUCCUGCCAAACCCUGAUGGCACCUAUCAGAUCAGAGUCAGUGUGGGGGUAACACCAGAGGGGGGCGCCACUUACUCCUGCCAUAUAGAUCACAGCAGCUUGGAGAAGGCACUGGUUGUGCCCUUUGAAUCCAACAAUGAAAGUCGUUUGUAUAUCAUCAUCUCUGUCAGUGUGGUACUACUGCUCCUCCUCCUCCUCCUGAUUAUCCUGGGAAUAUAUAUAUGCAGAAAGAGAAAAGACUCCAGAGGCAGCUAUCAGAGUGGGAGCAAAGAAUCAGAAGUUGUAUUUUGUGUAUAUGAAUAUGAUGUCACAAUGACAGGAUCUGUGGGAUAAUGGGACAAAAUCUGCCACAACAUGUUUUUUGAUUCAGACAUAAUAAAAAAAACACAAAUACAAGAGUAUUGUAGAAAAGCUUUCGGAGCUCUAAGCCCCUUCGUCAGGCGAAAUACAAAGGAAA